GCUGGGGAGCUGCGGUGCGGGGAGCGGAGGUGAGGGAGGCGCGGGGCCGCGGUGCGCUGCAUCCCGGUGCGCUGCAUCCCGGUGCGCUGCAUCCCGGUGCUCUGCAUCCCGGUGUUCCCGCAGCCCGGUGCGCCCGUGCCGCCGAGCCCCGACAUUCCCGCAGCCCGGUGCUCCCGGUGCCGGCGCUCAUUCCCCGCUCAGCUCGGCUCGCCCAAGGGCAUCGCGGCGGAGGCGCGUCCCGGAGCAUCCCCAGGCAGGGGCCGCUGACCUUGGCGAGUGCGGCCGCUGCCACGGCGGGUCCCCGGCGGCUCGGUCUCCUCCAACCCCCCUGGAGCUGAAGAUGGACGUGAAGAGGGUGAAGGACUACCUCUACUGGCUGUACUACCAGUACCAGCUGGUGACGUGCAGCUACGUGCUGGAGCCCUGGGAGCAGUCCAUGUUCCACACCAUCACCGUCACCGUGGUGGCCAUGGUGGUGUACACAGCCUACGUCUUCGUGCCCAUCCACGUCCGCCUGGCCUUGGAAUUCUUCUCCCAGAUUUUCAGGGCCCAGCCCGAGAGCACCGUGGUGAACUGAGCCGGCCGCAGCAGGGCCCAGCAGCUCUUGCAGCUUUGUGAAAUUGUGUUCAUGCUGAAGUUUGGCACUUAGGAAAACCCUGCUUGCUUCACCACCGGGGCUGGAGAGCAGAGCGGGGCGCUGAGCACAGCCCCUCUUCCAUAAACACUCUGGGAAUGGGACACACUGCCUGGAAUGGCACAGGAUGCAAGCAGCUCCUGCUUCCAGCAGCCUCAUUGAACCACUCUGGCAGAGACUGUUCUGGGGGCUCAUCACACACCAAGUUCUAUCGACACGGUCCAGUGGCCAUGUUAGGGGAUAUUAAAAAAUGAGGAUAUCCAGCAGGAUUUGAGUGUUCAUAUCUGGCUGGGUACUGACUUCCAGGCUUUAAUGGAUGGGAGAGGAAACUGGAACAGAAAGCAACAGGAGGAUGAACUUCAGUCCAGCUUUUUUCAUGCCUAAGUUUCUGCAUCUGAGUUCAGAUGGUCUAAAAUAUUUUCUUUUUGAAAAAAAUGCUCCACCUCAUCUUGCAGUUCAGUGAAGAUGACAGGAAGAAGCAGCCCUGCUUUGUCUCAGUGCCCUCCUGCCUGCUCUGCUGAAAAUCAAGUUCUUUUCUUGCUGCUCCCACUCACCACGGCAGCAAAGUCAGCACCGGGGGAAGAAGAUCCAGAGUGGAAAUAAUAUUUUAAUACCUGGAGGGAAGGCUGAGUGCUUCAAGAGAUCUCCUUUACAAAGAAGAAAUUAGAUUUAUUACCAUUGCCUGUGGGGAGGUUUUGGAACAAUGGGAGGUUUGUUUGGUUUUCACUUUACACCUAAAUCAAACGUGGAUGCCAAAUCAUAAAUUACAGCUGCACACUGCACGUCUUUACCAGCUGAUGCUCCUGUUAGUAGAAGUGAGAGGUGCAAAAUGUAAAUAGCUUUCAAAUGAUGUUUGCACAGUUCUAGAUUUACAAAAAAUAAAAACCUCUUAACUUCUUUCUCAAGCUGCAGUGGGCUCCUGCAUGCUUCAAAGCACAAGUUUGUUUGGAAACGAAGACAUGUGAUGAAGGUUGCACAGAUCUGAACAUGUGUAUGCAGUUUUUUCAGCAAAAAAAUAAAGUUUUAUUCUUCAGAAAUGA
Corvus hawaiiensis (hawaiian crow) is the source of this 1674-nucleotide messenger RNA. RefSeq names its product serine palmitoyltransferase small subunit B (gene SPTSSB). Gene Ontology annotation, molecular function: serine C-palmitoyltransferase activity. Gene Ontology annotation, cellular component: serine palmitoyltransferase complex. The transcript is spliced from 2 exons. Lineage: Eukaryota; Metazoa; Chordata; Aves; Passeriformes; Corvidae. The record is from RefSeq and is a predicted model, not a curated record. Gene Ontology annotation, biological process: ceramide biosynthetic process; endoplasmic reticulum organization. Bases 341 to 577 code for a protein of 78 amino acids.